This is a messenger RNA of Echinostoma caproni, 246 nucleotides long. The record is from the annotation of a GenBank genome assembly. Lineage: Eukaryota; Metazoa; Platyhelminthes; Trematoda; Plagiorchiida; Echinostomatidae.
AUGCUUUCAUUCUCAGGUCUGGCGUUCAGGAAUAAAGAUGUUGAAUACUUACCUGUGGAUAAUUCAAACAAUGCGGAUCUAGGCCAGGACAACGAAGAUUAUCCGGUGGAAUCGGAUCAUCAUUCAACCGAAACCAGUACCACUACGGUCAUCUAUUGUGACUAUGAGACAAUAUACGGAUCAUCGGAACCCACCCCGAAUGAGGACACACAAAUCCCCGCUACUCCGGAACCAAAAGGAGUGUGA